AUGCGACCCAAGUGGCCGUACACGCAUGGCUCUCCCGACGCUGACAAGGUGCAGCCCGAAGCGUAUGCCCUCCAUCAGGCGCCGGUGGACAGCGUGGGAAGCAAAGAUGUUCAGCUGGGUCUGUUUUACGGCUACCGCGCCAAAUUGGCGCGGUGUCCCAAGCUCCAGCGGUCAUCAUCGCGCAUCCGUCCGUCCACCGUCGGCUCCCUGGUAGUCUCGCAAACUUCCCCCGUGGACAGCCUCACCGCGGCGUCAGCAGCAGCCGCCACGGACAUGGAUCAGUGCGAAAGGUGCAAAAAACGGUUCCCCGGCCCCAGACUCGUCCGGUGCGACACGUGCUUCACCAAAACUUGCCUCUGGUGCCAAUGCGAAGUCGUCGGCGGCCUGCACUCGCACAUCAACGACUGCUUCACCUUCCCCAACAACCCGGCCGCAGCCUUCGAUCCGCUCUUCAAGCCCUCUCUCGCCGUCUUCUCGCCUCGCCGGGGCCUGGCACAGCCCAUCCAGAGGCCAUUCACGGCCAUCCUGGACAAGACGUGGAUCCUCAAACGUCCCAAGGAAGACGCGUACCGCCUCCUCAUCGACUCGUACCGCCUCCGCGUCCACGAUUCGUUCCUGUUCGAGGGGGUGACGAGGCCAGACACCAUAUACAGCGGCUGCCCUGACUCGGAAAGCGACUUUGUUCGGUACCUCCAAGCCGCGCGCGCAAAGGGCCUCCUCCCGCCGUGGUGGACGCAGGAGACGCUCCAGGCAUGCCGGGACAUGGGCAUGGCCGACUUCCAGUUCCACUCGCUGAAGCAGCAGCUCAGCCAGGCCAUGGUGGUGGACUAUUAUCAGGAUGCGACGUUUCCCACGCAGCUGCGGCUCUUUGCGGAGGACGUCCUGGGGAGGGGGACGUGCCUCAGGAGCUGUCGACAGUCUCUCGAUGCGCUGGUGGACAUGGAGGGCCAAGAGGCUGGGGGGACGCGUAUUUUCGACUGGAAUGCCUACAACUCGGCCUACGCUCACCAGGACUGGGAGAGAAUCUAG
Molecule: messenger RNA, 1029 nt
Organism: Metarhizium album ARSEF 1941
Lineage: Eukaryota; Fungi; Ascomycota; Sordariomycetes; Hypocreales; Clavicipitaceae
Exons: 2
Coding region: 1-1029 (342 amino acids)
Source: RefSeq, a predicted model, not a curated record